AAAAUCUGGAACCAAUUCUGUGUCGCAUGCAUCCUCAUUUUCCAAAAUUCUCCACUGAAUUUGCAUCUGCGCACACAAUUCAUCGUAUGCAUAUGUUAUGGAGCCUCCGCCGCCACAAUUAUUGCCAUCGCAACCGCAGCAUUUCUCCGUCAGGCGAUACAACCACCGCGGCGAGGGCGGCGGGCCGGUGGAGAUGACGAAGGAGCACUCCCACCCGGAUAAUAUCGAUAGCAGCAGCGCGGCGGAGAGGCGCGGCGGAGGCGAGAUGCGCCGCCCCGCGUUGGAUUGCAACCUGGCCUCGCUCUGCGAUCAUAUCCAGUUGGAAGGGUUUAACAACGGCGUGUUCUCCGACGUCGUUUUGAACGCCAUGGGAUCCACCUAUCACCUCCAUCGCCUCAUACUCUCCCGGAGUUCCUACUUUCGGAACAUGCUCCAGGGACCUUGGAAAGAAGCCAACGCUCCACUUUUAACCCUGAAUGUGGAUGAUAGCAAUGUCAAUGGUGAAGCGAUGGAUAUAGCUUUGGCCUACCUCUAUGGUCAUUAUCCCAAGCUCAAUGAUAAUAACGCUUUUCGUGUUCUAGCAGCUGCUUCUUUUCUUGACCUUCAGGAUUUAUGUGCUAUUUGCACAGACUUCAUUAUUUCUGAAUUGUGGUCUACCAACUUCUUAACAUACCAGGUCUUUGCGGAGAGCCAAGAUUAUGGCUCACAUGGGGCACGUGUUAGAAAUGCUUGUUGGGGCUACCUUUGUCAAAGUGGGGCUCAAGAAUUGAAAGAGGUCCUCCCAAAACUUUCCUCUCAAACAUUGCUUGCUUUACUCACCUCAGACGAGUUAUGGGUGCCCAAUGAAGAGAAACGAUUUGAACUGGCACUAUACACUCUUCUUGCAAAAGGCACACUUUGCAAAGAAAAUCAUGAGCAGGACAGUGUAGGUUGCAAGGUCAUAGAUAGUGCUGAUUCUUCAAGAGUAAGCAGAAAAUAUGUUGGUGAUGAAAGCACUAAUGCUUUGCCGGAAACUAAAAAAGAGCACAGAAAAUCAAAAGAUGAAGCUGAAGGCCAGGACACUGCUCGUAAAAUUUUGGUGGAGCUUGCCGACUCCAUAGUGGAUUCUCAUUCUAAUGUCGGCAACUUUGGUGAAGCCCGAACAUUAUAUGGUGAAUCUAAUUUGGAUUCAAGUUAUGAUUGUAGCCGUCAAUGCCCUUCAUCAAGCAAUACACUUUAUGUGGAUGACAUUAGUGCUUCAUGUUCUUAUUCAACUGUUGGACAGAGUGAAUUGGCAGGCAGUGGUUUGGCGUUAGAAGGGCCUCCGGAUGGAGAUCCAUGCUGCCAACUGAACAGGAGCUGGGCACCAGGAAAUCAAAUGCACUGCUUGUCGAUGAACUCUUCCUGUAAUAUGCUGAUGCCUAAUGAAUGGGAAAGAUGUAAUGUGUCAUCUUUGACAUGGGGUGGCAGGACUGUGGGCAGAAGAGAGGUAAAACGUUGCCUAGAACGGCUCUGUGGGAUGAGCAGAGAAGACUAUGAUUCUUUUGUCAACAUUUUUGAAGGUGGCUCUCUUUUAUACUGUAAUAUGUCCUUUGAGGCCCUCAUAAAUGCAAGAAAACAUCUUGAAGAAAUGGGAUUCCCUUGCAAAGCAGUGAAUGAUGGUUUAUGGCUGCAGAUGCUCUUAAGCCAAAGAGUGCAAGAAGUUGGUGCUGAUACAUGCAGAAACUGCUGCCGCGUUAGUAUUGCAUGUAUGUGCAGACAGCCAUUUGGAUACUCAACUGGAGUUACUGCACCUGGGUACUACAUGCAAGAUCAUGAGCACAAUAAUCUACCCCCAAAUGAAAUUGGACAUGUCUAUAGCAAUAGUUCUGCUCAAGGGGAAAGAAACGGCCUCUUUAGGCCAGUCCGUGUACAUGACAGAGGCCCUAUUGAUGGACUUGCAGGCAUUGGCCGUGGAAAUACAUUUGCGCCUGUAGCUACUUGGCCACCAACUCGUUAUGUCUUCUCUCGUGUUCCAUUUGGAAUUGGCAACCGAAACAGUCAGCAAGCUCCUGCCAAUGAUGGACCAGAUAAUAGACCUGACAGCAAUGCGGACCUUGCUGGGGAUGGGUUAACUGUUUUGGUUGGGCUCAGUAUGGGAUCAAACGACGCCACUAAUGUGCAUGAGGUGCAUCUAGGAAGAGAAUUUGAGACAGGUCAGCAGAGCAGGCAGGUGGGAUCUUUAACCCCUGGAUCAACUGGGUUAACUACCAGUGGCAUUCCUAUGCAACUGAUAGACUCACCAGAGCAUGCUAUGGGGGUUGAGUGGGAGAAUGCAAAUAGUUCUAUACCAUUGGACCUGAAAACACCUUUGAAUCACUUCCCACCACUUCGUUUUGCGGUCGAAUUCCAGGAUGUGCAUAGACUCUGUGAUGGCCAAGUCAAGCACUCACCUGAAGCAUUUUAUGCAGGUUCCCUGUGGAAGGUUAGUGUCCAGGCUUUUAGUGAUGAAGAUCCACAGGGACGCCGUACACUUGGCUUGUUUCUUCACCGGCGCAAGGCAGAAAUCAACGAUCCACUGAGAAAGGUCCAUAUGUAUGUUGAUUCUAGGGAAAAGGUUACUGCUAGAUAUCAGAUUUCAGUUGAUAUGCCCGUCGAAGAGAGAGGUGAUGGUUUUUGGGAGCUAUAAACAAACGGGCACGCUUCUACCAAAAGCUCCAAAAGGAUGGGGUUGGCGUACAGCUUUGUUAUUCGAUGAGCUCAGCAAUCUACUCCAAAAUGGAACCCUACGAGUUGCAGCUGUAGUGCAGCUUAUCUGAUUCUUUUAAAGGUUAUUAGUAGCUGCUCAUGGUAUUGGUUGAACUUUUUUAACCACAUUAAGGAAGUUGCUAUAUAUCAUACGUCUCUAGUUUAAGGUGUAGUAGUUGAGUGAGUUCAGUUUUGUUUUUGUCCAGAGUCGCAUCAAUAGCUCUAUUUUUCUUACAGUUUGUGCAGUUACAUUGUGUAUAUAUGAAUAUGAUCAGUCAAUGAAAAAAUAAGGCUGUUGCCUUGGUGCA
Salvia hispanica is the source of this 3014-nucleotide messenger RNA. The record is from RefSeq and is a predicted model, not a curated record. Lineage: Eukaryota; Viridiplantae; Streptophyta; Magnoliopsida; Lamiales; Lamiaceae.